AUGCGGGAGGAGAUGGCGCAGCGGGAGGAGGCCGAGCUGCACCGGAGCCACCAGAAGCCGCGUAGCCCCAAGGGCUGGGGGUUGCUGCUGGCCCUCUGGUACCUGGCCUUCUACAAGCCCAUCAUCACCGAGAGCCACCUGAGGAGGAAGAACAUUGAGUUCAUCUUCAUCCGCUUCAGCGCCUGGCAGUACGCCGGCUGCGACAAGCUCUGGGCCGGUUUGGUCACCACCCUCUGCGACAGCAUCCGCCACCAUUUUGGGGCUCUGCCCCUCAGCGUCUACCACGUCAUGGGCACCCGGCCCCGCUUCGCCUCCGGCUUCAGCCAGAAGGAGUGGGUCCUCAAGAAGGACGCCUGCCUCAAGCUUUGGGGGAUGCUCUUUGUCCUGGGCGCCGGCCUCAGCAUCCUGCUGGUGGCCCUCUUGAUGCCCGGCAUCAAGGACCACCACACCUUGAAGGUGGUGGGCAGCGCCAUCACCUCGAUCUCCGGUUCCAGUUUGGCGCUGGGAGCUUUCUCCGUCCUGAAGAACCUGUUGGUCAGCGAGAAGCAGAAGAUCGAGCGGUUGACCAACAGCAGGAGGUUCGCCAGCCAGCUGGGCUUCAUGAACAAGGUGCGCAGCGAGGUGGAGGUGCUGGUCGACUUCUUGUCCUUCAUGGAGAUCUUUGAGCGCCGACGGCUCCGCGUGGUGCUGGAGAUCACCAGCCUGGACAUCUGCUACCCCGAGAAGGUGGCCGGCGUCCUCAACGCCAUGAACACCUUGCUCUCCAAUGCCAACACCCCCUUCAUCUUCAUCCUGGCCGUGGACCCCAGCAUCAUCAUCCCCUGCCUGGAGCAGACGGGCUGCAUGAAGGGUCUUGCUGACAACGGUUACCUCUACCUCAACCGGACGGUGACGUUGCCCUUCUCCAUCCCCGAGAUGGGCUCCCGCUCCCGCUUGCGAUGCCUGGAAGCCGCCAUCCAGACACGGGAGGACCUCAUGUACCGCAUCAUCACCAGCAACGUGGAACGACGCCGAGCCAAGUGCCAGGGCGCCCCGGCAGUUCCCAGCUGGCGGGAGGCGGACGCCGAAGCCGUCCGCUGCAUCCACGAAGCUUUCCACUGCCUCCACGACGGCGCCGACCCUCUCACCCGUUACCUCCCCACCAAUGGCACCCACGUCCGCCGCAUCGUCAACACCAUCCCCAUCACCCUACGGCUCCUCCUGCACCGCGCCGGCACCCCCGGCACCCCCUCGCCCCGCGCUGCCGCCGCUUGGGUGGUGCUGGCCGACCAGUGGCCGUGCCGGCUGAGCUGGGCACUGCAGUGCCUGGAAGAUGCUUGGCAGAGCCAGCCGGCGCCGGAUUUUGGCUCACGGUCCCUGUGGAGCAUCUUCCAGGAGAACGUGGGGGAGCUGAGCGCCCUGCGGCAGCCCCUGCACAACGUCCUCAGCCUGGACGGGGACCCGGAGCUCUUCCAGACCUUCCUCGCCCGCGACUUCCCCUUCACCGCCCGCGAGGCCCACGCCUUCCUCGGCGUCACCGUCAACCUGGACCACUCCAUCCGGCACAAGAUGGGGCUCCCCCGCGGCCUCGCCUGCCUGCAGAAAGCCGCCGCCACCCCGGUGUCCCGCAGCGUCCAGUGUCCCCACCCCGAGUGA
Molecule: messenger RNA, 1635 nt
Organism: Aptenodytes forsteri (emperor penguin)
Lineage: Eukaryota; Metazoa; Chordata; Aves; Sphenisciformes; Spheniscidae
Gene: NKPD1
Product: NTPase, KAP family P-loop domain containing 1
Exons: 1
Coding region: 1-1635 (544 amino acids)
Source: RefSeq, a predicted model, not a curated record